Messenger RNA from Epinephelus fuscoguttatus (brown-marbled grouper), 3406 nucleotides. It is a transcript of the gene shld2, whose product is annotated as shieldin complex subunit 2. The coding region runs from base 203 to 2500 and encodes 765 amino acids. Gene Ontology annotation, cellular component: site of double-strand break; nucleus. The transcript is spliced from 12 exons. Gene Ontology annotation, biological process: regulation of double-strand break repair via homologous recombination. The record is from RefSeq and is a predicted model, not a curated record. Lineage: Eukaryota; Metazoa; Chordata; Actinopteri; Perciformes; Serranidae.
UGCCCGUCCACGGCCUGGCUGUAGCCGCGGUACCGCAGCAGAGACGCAGUCGCCGGGAGCGCCGAGUCAGCAGCGGCGGCGGCGGCGGCGGAGCCACCCGAGGCCAGGACGCUACCAGCUCCCCGGAUGGGACAGAGCCUUCCUCUGAUUGGACGACAGGAGCAGGAGCAGUUCAAGUGUCAGGAGCGUCGGUCCAGACGACAUGUGUGACCGGCCAAAGAUCCACGUCUUCCUGGGGGCUCCUCCUCCCUCCUCCACCCCAGCCUCGGUGUCUGAGGCUGGGGCGGAGAGUGACCAGCAUCCACCUGCCGACUGGAGACACCUGGAGCUCACCUGGCGGGAAGGACGUCUGAGGCCUGCUACAGACGAGGCUGGAAAUCGUCUGGUGGAGGAAAGAGUCGGCCAUGAGGACGUAGAAGCUGAUCAAGAAGAUCUCCGCUCUGAUGAUCACAGACCUGCAGAGAUUGGAGAUGAAGAGACGAAUCCCGAACAGGAAGUUCAGUGUUCGUCUUCAGUCCACGAGUAUUUGGACAGCUGUUUCCCUGCAGCUCAGUCAGAACCACAGAAACCAGAACCUGAACCUCCACAUCAGUCGUCACCAGCCGACCCUCCUCUGUCCGCCCAGACUCACUACCUCGCCACCUGGACUCUGAGUCAGGCAUUAAUCCUGAGAGGCAGGUGUGGCAUCCACUCAGCAACCAGCCCUGAGAAAUCCCCGCCUCCCCGAACCCCACCCAAACAUGCCAAAAAUCCUCCAUCUGUCUCCUCCAGCACCCCAGAGCUCUUCAGCCCAGUAACCCCAUCACCCGAAGCCUCCGCCGAACUCUUCAGCCAACCCUGCCCGACCCCGAGGGUGCAGGAAGGAGGUGUCGUUAUCGAGGCCACCACAGAUGGAGUGCUCUGCUCCCAGGAGGCUGAGCAGCAGACCACUCAAGACUCCCCGUCUAAAUCUCCCGAUCUCAAGAAAGCUCGAAUCUCAGAAAACCUUGAAGCAUCUGCGGUGUUGACCGACAGCACAGCCACUACUGGCGCCACCACCACCACCGCCGCCGCCGGGCUCCAAGGUCCCACCACACUUCUGAUCCGCUGUGACAAACGAGGUGUUCGGUACUCAGUUCUGGUGGCGGUCGUCCAUCCCUGCCACCUGAAGGAGGUCAAGGUUAGGUCCGGGCCGGUGGCAGGGACCUCCGUUCCUCUGGCAUCCAUCGUGGUGAUGGACCAAUCAGGCGUUGAGAUGAAGGUGGUGCUGUGGCGGCGGGCGGCGUUCUGGGCAUUGACCGUCAGUCCUGGAGACAUUCUGCUCAUCACAGGACUGCAGGUGAAUGAAGACAGGUGGAGAGGGGAGACGGUGCUGCAGUCGACCUUCAGCAGCAAACUGCUCAACCUGGGACAGAUCACUGCCUCCGCCUCACCACCAGCUCCUCAGCAUGUUAACGCUCGCACUCUCAGCUCUCUAUGUGGCUUUCUUCGGGAGCGGCGCCCCCUGCUGUUGUCUUCAAACCUCCGCCCCCCUCAGGACCUGAACCGCCUCCCUUACGCCACCCUGAGGUCACUAAGGGUCAACACUCUGGUCCAUGCCCUGCUGCGCGUCACUCAUACACACAUCAGCACAGCGUGGCGGAGUGAGGCUGAGUCUCGCUGCAGGUCGGCUGUUCAGCUGCAGGCCGUUCUGACUGUGGAGCAGCCGGAUGGUCAGCAGGGGGCACUACUGCUGUGGGGAGCAGCUGUGAAGUGGCUGCCUCGCUUCAACAGAGACAAAGCGACUGUCUGGGACUUCCACAUCCUCCUGGUGAGGGAGAGUUUGAACUCUGACCUCCCUGAGCUGCACUCCACUCCCUGGAGCUCUGUCAGGCCUCUGGACCCCACCACGCGGCGGGUGCAGGACUUUCUCCAACCACAAACCGUUCGAGUAGGAAGGAGCAGUCUGGAGCUGGACCUCGACACCCUGCUGUCUCAGAAAUACAGCGGUGACGUGGAGCUAAGAGUAAAGAUCACCGCCUUCCACUUUAAGGAUUCUCCACCUUCCCAAAAUGCACCUCAGCCAGUCCUGGACGGCGCCACACCGCUGGAUGAUAUCCUGGCAGCACUGAACGGUGACAUCACCUACACUGGCUGCGGUCGCUGCUCUGCUGAGCUCGAUACAGACGCCAACGGCAUCUACAGCCCCUGUUACCCCUGCCUGCCCCACACCGCCGUACGCCGCUACUACAGGCCAGGUGUGCUGAGAGUGAGUGGGCAGGCCAACAGGCAGGUGUGUGUUCAGGUUCCUCCUGUUCCACUGCAGAAGAUCCUCGAAGCUCCGCCUGAUAAACUCCACAAGAGCUCAGCUCCGGGCUCAGAGGUGAAGCACAUCCAGGUGGCAGCAGAGAGGAUCCAGACCCUCCUCUCCCUCCCAAGAAAAACCUUCAUCAUCACUGUCCAGAGCAACUUCCUGUGUGACGAAAACAGCGUCCCCAUCAGUCAAGACUUCACAUUGCUGGACCUUCAGUUCCCCAGCUGAUGGACUGCGUAUGACAAACACCCAGACCAGAUCCCAGCUGCCUCAGUGUGGACUGGUUAGAUCUGAUACAGGAUGUUGGGAAUGAGCUCAUCAGUGGGAUCGGGAUCAGGACCUGGUCCAGGUUUUUUAUGUAUCAGGUUCAUAAAGCCAGGAAGGCAGGAAAUCCAAAGUGUGGGAUCAUUUUGAGAAGGUGAAGGACGAACCCAAGGUGAUAUGUAAACUCAUCUUCAUUGGUCGACUACAAACAUGACGUAUCAUCUGAAACAUGGAAGUAGCUACAUGCCCAUUAGCCCACAGCUUUACAUUGCUUUCAGGUGGACUAUACCACAUGACGGCUACAUCCACAGUUUGAUUUCCAGCUGUAGACCUGUGUUGCAUUUCCCCUCUCUCUACCCUCCUCUUCUGUCUGUGUCUGUAUGAAUUGUCAAAUAAAGUCAAAGUGCCAAAAAAAAAAAAAAUCAAAGUUUAUGUUCAGCUAAUCUAAAAUCAAGGCUACAGAUGAUCAAAUCUGCCAACAAGAGUUGUUAUUUCACAAAACUCACCAGCUAGAGUUGAGACACUGAGGAUUUAAAUGGUAAAUCUGCCACUGUUUUCAAUGUAAACUGCAUUAUGUCCCAAUAUGAGAGAGGUAAGGUUGGCUGGCUUAGAAGAUGGUCAGCUGUCAAUAAACCAAAUCUGAACUGAGAGUUGUCUGUGUUUACACACUGACUUGCCUCCUAUUGAAGCUCAUUUUGCAGCUCAGGUAUCAAUAAUCUUGUCAACCAUCAAGUAUUUGUAGAAAUAAUUUGCACCAUCUCCUACAGGCUGAUUGGAGAUCAUUGGAUUUCAGAAUAUCAUAAAAACAUUUUGACAAUUCUAAACAUGCGUCCGUGUGUCAUAUUAAUAAAAGAGGUAAUCAUCUGUAAA